AUGCCCGAGGUAUUGGUAACUGUACCACCAUUGCAAUUGCAAUCGGAACUCUCUAGUGAAGCGGAAGCAACUUCGACCAGUGCCGAAGCAACAGCUCGAUCCUCAAAUAGUCGAGACUCGGAUUGCUCUACAAGUAAUAAGAGAAAACAGCAAACCUCGCUUGGUCUGCAUAGUAAGAGUAAAUUGCGCAAACCAUAUGGCGCCCGUUCGCAAUGGAAGUCAUCUCUUAAAAUCACUUCUCAGCAAAAAGCUACAACGGCCUUUAAAUUGAAGUCUCAUAUUCCGAGAGCUCUUCUAUUGACGCCAUCUUCGUCGACUACAUCUUUUACAACAAGCGGUUCGGUCUCUUCACGCGCUUUAGUAUCGAUACGAAAAGCAACUGCGGCGGAUUUAUUAACUUUGACGCCUGCUGAGAAAGCAUUAACUAGCAUUCAGAAGCAGAGGACGCUCGCCAUUUCGUCAUUUCGACAAAGGAAAUCUUUCUCUCAAAUGGAUUUUAAACACGCGCGCCGUAAUAUGAGUGAAACAGUGGCAAUGCGCCAGAGUCCAAUUAACGGCAAUCGAAACAAUGUAAUGUGUCGGAAAUUUUCGUGUUCUCCUGCCAUGGUGGCGCAAGCAAAGCAAGAUUCAUUCACGCAUAAUCUAUACAAUGAUGACGACCCCUAUUAUACAGUUCACCCGGAUCCGCGUAUGGCGGGACUACGAAUUUAUACCGCGAUCAUGUUAAACGCCUGGCGCAAGCGACGCGACGAAGUCAAACGUUUAGUCGAAGAGGUCAACGAUUUGAAGCGUGCGGCUAUUAAGGCUAAAAAUCAAUUGCAUGUUUUCAAUACACUAUUUCGUGUCGAGCAGAAACGCAACGAUGAACUCAACUCUCAACUGAAAAGGUCUCUUGAAGAUAUCAAUAUUACAAAAUCAUCUUGCGAGGGACUGACAACGUCGUUAAUAAGCCUUAAAGCCGACAAAGCAUUAUUGGAGCAGCAGUUGCAGAUAAAAGACCAGGAAUACGAUAGUCUAAAUGCUUUGCAGUCUCAAACUAAAUCCGAUCUUUUUAAAGCAAUGGCAACUCAACGUGAUAUUCAGAGCGCCUUGUCAUUGGAACAACGCAAAGUUCAAACGUUAGAAAAUCAGAAAAAUGAACUUAUCAACGAGAUUUACGAGCUUAAUAACGAAGCCGCCCAGAAGGAGGCAGGUUUGGUGGGACAGAUUCAACAGAAAGAGUAUGAAAAUUCAACUUUGAAAGAAUACAUAAAAAAAUUAGAGGAACAGAUCGGCAUUUUAAAAGAAUCUGGAGAAGUAUUUUUGCGUACUCGUGUUACCAACGAAGAGACGUUGAAAAAAGAAAUUGAAAGCCUUCAUCUUGAAAUCGAAUCAAUGCAAAAGUUGGUGAAGAAGACAUUUAUUAAUCGUCUCAAGGGCUAUUGGCGUACUUCUCUACAAUGCCAAAAGUCCACCUUGCAUAUGUUACACUUGGUUGCUUAUUAUAUGUUCCCUGCAACCCCUCCGCCGAAACUCACUAGUUUUCCUUUGCCUUCUUUCAACUUGAAUAAGGCUCUUAACAUUAUCAGACGUUAG
Molecule: messenger RNA, 1575 nt
Organism: Glossina fuscipes
Lineage: Eukaryota; Metazoa; Arthropoda; Insecta; Diptera; Glossinidae
Exons: 5
Coding region: 1-1575 (524 amino acids)
Source: RefSeq, a predicted model, not a curated record